AGUAGCAUGGCAGUGACUCACUGUCCGACCACAGUGCACACGCAUUGGUAGCUAGCAGUCGUCAGUAGUCGUUUUAUUCGCCAACUCUCCUUCACACGUUCCAUUUUGUUGUACACCUGUGCUAAUUUUUAGUUUCAUCUUGAUCAUCCACCUCUAAAGCAUUGUCCAGUAUGUCACAUACGGUGACCAUAACUCGAACGACUGCGGUGUCCUCUGGUACCGCGCUGUACAUCAACAGCGGGUAUCUGGGUUCUAUGCCUGGCUUACUGAAACUUGCACAGUUGUUAAUGGGUGCAGCCUGCGUCGGUAUUGUGAGCUACUACUACGACACCAAUUACAGAGCCGUGUCACAGAGAGCGGAAUUAUUUUUCCUGUUAAUAGCUGUCUCCUUCCUCAUAGGCACAUUUUGUUUACUUACUUCGUGUAUAAUAUCAUUGUCAUCGGCUUCACUAAUAUCUAAGACUGUUUAUGAAGUCAUUUACCAUGGCUUGGCCUUUAUACUAUAUUUAGCAGCGGGCAUCACAUUUCUAACAGAAGUCAAUCAGAACAGGAGAAGUUAUUACAAUUCAUAUGAGCCAUACUUAGCUGCAGCGGUGAUGGGAUUGAUUCUUGCUGGCCUCUACCUACUAAGUACAUUUCUGGCGAACCGGUCUUAUAGAGGCAUUUAAUUGAACUCAGAAUCUCAUGAAAUCGAUUUAAUCAUAUAUAUACAUAUACUUAUUUAAUUUUGCUUCGGUAUUUAUAAUUUAGCACAAAUUAUAGUUACUUACUUGGCCAAACUUUGUUUGUAACAAGAAUAUUGGAACCGAUUCUGAGACACUAUUUCUCUGAACCGUUAAUAUUUUACGUUGAGGAUUUUAGGGGAAAUUAUCGUUUUAUGGACUAUUAUAAACUAAAAUUAUAUUUUUUACUUAAACCUAUUAGAAAUUUAGUUCAUAUUAGUAUCCACAAUAAAGAUUUUACUGUGAUAUCAAGUUGAAACUUUAAUUUUAGAGAUUAGAUUAAUGGCGCCUCAGAAUCGACCAAUUGUUUGGCGCCAGCCGUAAUAGCCAUAUUACUAUUAAUUCAUUAACUAUUAAGUCUAGAAUUUGAAACUGUCAUAUUUAAUAUAUCACAUUUACUUUAACUAUUGUAUUAUCUAUUAUACGCAAUUGUGCGUAUGCAUAAUACAAAUAUUAUGACAUUUUUUAAUCUUCAGCUGAAAACGAGAAUAUUGUCAGCUCAAACGAAAAUAAUCAGAUGCGAGCACUAAAUUUUUUUAUUUUUGUAUUUGUUAAGUAGUUACUUUACGCAUUUAUACUUUAUAAUAUAUGGUUGUAAUGUUAGCCACGUCUUCCUAUUUAGUGGUGUAAAAAGAUAUAUAAGUAUGAAUUUCUAUUUCAAUGUUUACAGCAGUGUAAGGUCUACCUCAUAUUGUUUUUCUUGUAUAAUUACAAAGAUGUCUAAUAAUAAAUGCUCUAUAUUUCAAAGGAAUUUUAUAAGAUUUAAUUUUUAAUACAUAUGCAUGCAUUAUUUAUUGGCACAAGUAUCUACACUGUGACAAGAUGUAUGUAUUUAAAGCAUAGAAAUUAUACAGGAUUUUGAAUCGAAAUCAUUAGUGUACUUUUAAGUGUUGUAGUAGUAAAAUUGAUACAGAAGCUAGUAGGAAAAUCACAUAAAAUACUUAGUCUUCCGUACAAAUAUCAGAGCUGGUCUCGUUGCUAUGAUCGUUGAUGCUAUUGAUUUCGAUUUAACCUUUUUUUUGUAUGUUAUUUUUCUCCGAUAAAACAGAGUGCCUUGUGUGAUUUUCAGAAAGAUUUACGUUGCGAUCGCGUUUACGUUUAGUUUAUAAAUUUAUAAGGCAAUCUUAAUUUCUGAAACAAUCCACUAGAGGCAAUUUAUACAAAGUAACUGUAAGAUCUAACAAUAAGAUCUCUGAGCUAUUUAGAAUUGGAAUGCUAUCUAUUUUGAAAGUAGGUGGUGUUCCGUUCCGGUGGGAUCGGAGAUAUGGUAUAUAACACAGACGAAACAAUAGUCUUUCGUUCUAGUUUAAUCACAUAUAAUUUUGUAUUUAUUUAAUAAAUUUUAAUGUUAUUUUAUACGCAUAUUAAAAUAGUCAAUUAAAAUGGUAUGAUUAUUAUAUGUAUUUAUUUUACGUAUUUUAUAUGUAUAUAUUUAGGUUUAAAGUAUUGGUCCAAUGAAUCAAAUUUCGAGGUAAUGUCAAUUACAAUACGGUUUCAAUGAAGUGACAUUUUAAAGUGGCUUCAAAAAAGAGAGAAUGUUCUCAAUUCAAUUGUUAUGUACAUUACACAAUAUUUUGCUAUUUUGAAGAGAUUUUAAGAAUUUUUUUUAUAAUCAAUAGUCCUUGUAUGUAAUGAUAUCUCUGCUGCAUUAUUGCUGUUAAAACUGUAAUUACUUAAAACGGAUUUAGGGGUAAUUUAAACUCAAACAUAGCCACGGUUAUACUUACAACAUGUACUUAUUUAUAAGAUCAUUUUUAGAUAAUUUUUAAUUUAUUAUUAAAGUCAGUUUAGCUUUUAUAGAGCAUAAAUAACAAUAAAAUUAAUAUUUAUUUGUCCAUUGAUGUAUCUAUGUUUGUGGUUUUUCCUUUACUUUUUUUUAAAUGUAGAGUAAUGCGGAAAAUAUUUAAGAUAUUAUGUUACUAGUCAAUUACUAUGAAGUAUAAAAUGAUUUAUUUAUCUAUAGGUUCAAAGUUUUGCUUUUAAAGGCCCCUCUUGUCCAAGAUAAAGUCAAUUAAUGUAUUUAAAUAAAUCUGGAUUUACUCUUUUUGUAUGCGCGAUUAUUAUAUAAAAUUGUUAUUUUGUUGGAGUGGCAAAAGUAAAGGAAAUAGAAAAGAAAUUGUAAUUUACAUUUAAUUUAAUUGCAAAAAGUUGACACGUAAUUGAAAGAUAAUUUGAUUUUAAUUUUUAAAUAUUGUCAAACUUGUAGUUUUUUUACAAGAAAGAUUAAAAAAUAUAUGCCACUGGAUCGAAUUAUGUAGUAACUAAAUGUAAAAUGAGAAUAAGAAAAAUAAUUAAUCCUGAAAUAAUAAUAUGUAAGUAUCUAUAAAGAAUAAUAAUAAGGUUUUUAAUAAAAUGUAUCUUAAUAAAAUAUAUUUUUUAUUCGUCCAUAAAUAUUUUGUAUAGGUACAAAUAAAUAGUUAUUUUUGCGUAAGUACUGACUUUAAAUCAAAUUGUGGCUUAUUCUAUGUUGGGACCACACGGUCAAAAAUAUGCCUGUGUAAUACAUAUUUAUAUUAUUUCAUAAUAUAAAUAUAUAAUGAGUAUAUAUCGGAAUCCUGUAAUCACCUAUAUCCGUAUAUAUGGAGUGGAUAGACUUACUCAAAUUUAGUAUACUCUCCGAAUCAAAAUUUUUUCGAGAAAAAAAUGGGCAAUGGAAUCAAUCAUUAUUUAUACCUUCAUAAUUAUUUUUCUCCCUGCUAAAUUAUAGGAGCGGUUUUCAAAGUUAGAAAACCCACUGAAAUAGACCCCCUUUAAACAGCGUAUCGAAAUAAAACAUACACCAUUUUUUAGGAUAGACUUUUGGAAAUACAAUUGUGAAGCCGCAAUUUCGUGCAGUGGUUUUUGCGUGAUGCCGAAUAGACACACAGACAGACACACAAAAUUAUUAUUAUUAAGAACAAAACAAUAAUUAAGGCUUCUCAUACGAGUUUUCUAAAUAUCUCCCGUGCACAGAAAUAGUUACAGUUAUAUUACUAAGAUGUAGCUUUGAUUUAAUGAUAUGUCUCUUUAAGUUCUAUAAAGAAAAAAAAAUGAUAUAAUUUAAUGAUUGAUUGCUUCAUUUUAAGAGAUAGAGAAGUAUAUGUUAAAAAGUUAUUUUUAACAUAAAUUAUUAUGUUAAAACGUUAAUAUGAAUUAAAUGAGCAAUAUUUAAAAGUAUACUAACGAGUACAUUAAAUUCACAUCUACUAUGUCCAAUCCGUCAUUUAGGUUCUGAACGAACCUCUGUUAUUCAGUAAAUCUGUAGUUUCACAACACAAAAUAUAGCAUUAUAAUACGUAUUUACCCGCUGAGAUACUUGCUUUUUUCUUUACAAUGUUUUUACAUAUAACAAAAUAAAUAAGUUCACCUAUG
This is a messenger RNA of Galleria mellonella (greater wax moth), 4073 nucleotides long. RefSeq lists its product as uncharacterized. The transcript is spliced from 5 exons. Lineage: Eukaryota; Metazoa; Arthropoda; Insecta; Lepidoptera; Pyralidae. The record is from RefSeq and is a predicted model, not a curated record. Bases 171 to 668 code for a protein of 165 amino acids. Gene Ontology annotation, cellular component: membrane.